Molecule: messenger RNA, 1303 nt
Organism: Paecilomyces variotii
Lineage: Eukaryota; Fungi; Ascomycota; Eurotiomycetes; Eurotiales; Thermoascaceae
Product: putative C-8 sterol isomerase (Erg-1)
Exons: 3
Coding region: 378-1088 (236 amino acids)
Biological process (GO): ergosterol biosynthetic process
Cellular component (GO): endoplasmic reticulum
Source: RefSeq, a predicted model, not a curated record
UCUAUCAUUGAAAGCAAUAUUAUAUUCCUCUUGGAAUAGCUGUUAUCGUUCAUCCCCUGGAGAAGAAUAUUCUACAGUUAGUGGCCUGAGGACUUGUCAGGGAGAUCCGACAGCAAGCCAAGCCGCGAACUACUUAAUUAGUUACGGAUACUUACUUAGUGCCCCAUCCCCAAAGGGUCAAAUUAAAAUAAAUCACAUCGGUGUCCCCGGACUCCGUCUUCCGCAUGGGAGCAUUUCCUCGUUGUUUGGUUCUUUCUUUUCUUUCGCAGGGAGUUGUUCCAUCUUUUCUUUCGAUCCCAUUGAUUAUUCCUGCAGGGCAGAGCUUCAAUUGCUUUCUUUCCCUUUGGUCGGCCACCCCCUGAGAUCUCCGCUCCACAAUGCCUUCCAAGAAAUCUUCCAGCAGCGCACCAGCGCGCCAGAAUAAGUGCGGAUGCUUCUCGUUCCGCAAGCUGGGCUUCCUCGCUGUGAUCCUGGCCCUGCUGUCCUCAGUCGUCGUUUACCUCGAAGCGCGCCUGGAGUCGUUCUACAUUUUCAGCCCGGACCAUCUGCAUGAUCUGUCGCAGCGCGCGAUUGCGGCGCAUGGCAAUGACACGCGUGCUGUGGCGCACUACAUCGUGGCAGAGCUCAAUGAGAAGGAGACCAGUGCUCAUCUGAACUUGGAUGAGGAAUGGGUUUUCAACAAUGCCGGUGGUGCUAUGGGUGCCAUGUGGAUUAUCCACGCGAGUAUCACUGAGUACCUGAUCAUCUUUGGCACUGCUAUCGGUACCGAAGGCCACACCGGUCGCCAUACCGCCGACGACUACUUCCACAUCCUCCAGGGCACACAGCUCGCCUACGUCCCUGGCGAAUACGAGCCCGAGGUCUACCCGCAGGGCAGCGUUCACCACCUGCCCCGUGGCCAGGUCAAGCAAUAUAAGAUGGACGGAUCGUGCUUCGCUCUCGAGUACGCUCGUGGCUGGAUCCCACCCAUGCUGUUCUUCGGCUACGCCGACACUUUCUCCAGCACCCUGGACUUCCCGACUCUGUGGGCGACGACCCGCAUCACCGGUCGCGAGAUGAUCGGAAACCUGCUGAAGGGAAAGCUCUAAAUAAGCGAUAUGGUGUGAUGACGAGCUGGUAGUCUGAUACGACUACUGCUAAGAUCAUGUAAUUGUACUGUACAUGUGCUGUAUUAUCUCGUUGCAUAUAGAAAGAUUUGUGUGUGUGUUGCCUAUAUGACGAUUACGCGCUGUUCAUGGUCUAGACAGCCCGAAAAAAUAAUCUAAUCCGUUUUCAUGAAGAAAAGAAGUCUUAUUUCAUUGCC